CAGGGACAGAGGAAGGGAGCAAAGCUCGCUGGAGUAGCCGAGCAGCGCAUCAUCAUCUCCGGUGUAGGACUGGCUCUCGACUCGCAUGGAGAAGAGGUAUGAAGAGCUGGUGCACUACUCAGGGUCGGAGGGCAUGUCGGUGGGGGGGUACGGGGACGAUGUCAGGCCAUUUCCUCCCCCACAGUAUGGACCCACCAUCCCCGACUCCCUCAAACACCACAAAGACCUGAUCUAUGGGGGAUGGUCUGGACGGAGGAAUGGCCUCCCCCAGCACAGGAGAGGAGGACGAUUCCGACAGAGACAGGAGGAACAACAAGAAGAGAGGGAUCUUCCCCAAAGUGGCAACAAACAUCAUGAGAGCUUGGCUCUUCCAGCACCUGUCGCACCCGUACCCGUCUGAGGAGCAGAAGAAGCAGCUGGCACAGGACACAGGACUGACCAUCUUACAGGUCAACAACUGGUUCAUCAAUGCCAGGAGAAGAAUAGUUCAGCCGAUGAUUGACCAGUCAAAUCGCUCAGGUCAGGGUGGUCCCUACAGCCCAGAGGGAGCAGCUCUUGGGGGCUACGGGCUUGAUGGACAGGCCCACCUCGGGCUCCGAACAGCAGGUCUCCAGGGGAUGUCUUCUCUGCAGGGUGACUACCCCGGCGCUCUACUGUCCCAACCAGGCUACCCUCCCCAUCCGGGACCCUCCCUCCACCCUUACCCGGGUCCACACCCCCACCCCGCAAUGCUGCUCCACCCGCCGCCACACGCACACCCCGCAGAGCCGCUCCUCGCCCAGGGACUGGACAUACAUGCACACUAGCUGUUGGGGGAGUCGGGGUGUGUGUGUGCAAGGGCAAAUUACUGUAUGAAUGUGUGUAUGUGUGGUGAGAUAUAAGUGUGUGUGUGUGUGUGUGUUGU
Molecule: messenger RNA, 904 nt
Organism: Morone saxatilis (striped sea-bass)
Lineage: Eukaryota; Metazoa; Chordata; Actinopteri; Moronidae
Gene: meis3
Product: myeloid ecotropic viral integration site 3
Biological process (GO): positive regulation of cell population proliferation; brain development; animal organ morphogenesis
Molecular function (GO): DNA-binding transcription activator activity, RNA polymerase II-specific; RNA polymerase II cis-regulatory region sequence-specific DNA binding
Source: RefSeq, a predicted model, not a curated record